CCCUGCACUGCUGGACCUCGCCCGAGGUCUUGUGCCUGUCCAUCACAUCACGUCUUCUUGCCCUUCCCGCCACAUGCCUCUCGACCUGUGGGUGUAAUCCACACCACGACGACCUCAAUUGCCUUCGCCCGAGAUGGCCCAUCAAGUUGCGGUUGCCACUGAGGGCACGCCAGUAAGAGCCAAGAACUCAUGCUGGCCGUGUCGUCAACGCAAGGUCAAAUGCUCCAGAAAUCCAAUUCCUUGCAAGAACUGCAUCAGACGUGGUGAACAAUCUGCGUGUGUGGUCGACUUCGAGUCUCGUCCGAGACCACCCAUCCUAAGAGCCGCUGGUGGUGCUGCCUCACCAGAGAAUCACGAGCUCAUACUGCUUCGACGAAAAGUGCUAGAGUUGGAAAACGAGUUACAAGGCCACAAGAGCCCGUCCUACCACUCUUCACCAAUCCCCAAUGAAUCGCCAACCAUGCGGCGGGCUGUGGCUCCUGAACCAGCAGCGCCCGCACCGGCCGACGAUGAUUGUGCCUCCCAGGGAUCAGAUGCCCUUAUAGUGGAGGAUGCUGCAUCCAUUCUCGAGUUCCUAGCUUGGGGUCGCCAAAAGAAUCCGGACUAUCACAGGCUCGCCAGCCCCGAAGCUACCAGAGGCGGCAUCCCAGGAGACAUACAGGAGGAAUCGACUGGACUGGACGACGAUUCUUUGGGUUCUCUGCAGAUGCUGUUGCCCAGUCAACGACAAGUGUGGCAGCUUGUCGACUAUUCCGACAAUAAUCUGCUCUGGUUCCAUGGCUCGUACAUGCCUCGGCAAUUUAGAACAGAACUGAGGGAGUUCUAUGCCAAAGCAGGCGGCACCAUAACCGACAGGCGCAUCGACUUGCAAUGGGUCUCACUCCUCUUUAGCAUCUUGACGGGCAGCCUUCUGUGUGCGCCACGAAGUCAGACAGGUGCGUGGGGUUUCCGCGCAAAUGAGCAGGCCUUCCUCAGCCAGAAGUGGUCGAGCGCAGUCAUGACCCUCCUGCACAAGGCGGCGUAUACAGCCAACCACUCCAUCUACUCCGUGCAAGCCAUAACGACGAUGACAAUGUCGGCUCAUCUGCUCGGACAAUCAAACAUGCAAUCUAUACAUCUCGCAGCCGCAGUACGCAUCGCCCAAGCUCUGGGUUUGCAUCAAUUGACCUCAGAGCGGAAGGGCGUGGACCCUGCGACAACCGAGCUGGGUCGUCGUGUAUGGCAACAGCUUUGUAGCCAAGACUGGUUCAAUAUUCCAUUCUCGGAGACUUACCUUAUCAACCCCCUCUACUCGAAAUCCGACCCUCCAGUCAACUGCUUUGACGACGGGAAAUUUACACCACUUCCAGAAUCUGUCGCGACGCCAGAGUCAUACACUCGGUUCUUGGCCAAGAUCGCAGCUUUAAUGCCCCACCUUCUAGAUGACAUGACAAGCUGCAACACGACUUACUCAAGAUACCAUCGUGUCCUGGCCUGGGACAAACAGCUCCGGGCAAUGGCUUCCGAGAGGCCGCCAAUGCUCUCGAACCAGCCCAUAGAGCAGGGGUGGCCUUCCUACACUGAAUGGGCAAGACGCUCACUGGCCAUAUCGUCUUCCCACAAGAUCAUCAUGGUGCAUCGGUCUUUUCUCUCCGAAAGCUUUAGAAAUCCCCAUUUCGAGUUUACACGACGCACGUGUAUUGCCGCUUCCAAGACAAUCAUCAAGGAAUUCAAGAUCGCCUUAGACGACGCGGGCAUGCCCACAUUUUGGACAUACCAAGCUUUUGCUGUAGCGGCCUGUAUUAUCCUGCUGCUAGACGUGUUCCAUCGGCGUCCGGAAGAGAGGGAAUGCAUUGAGCACACAAGCCUGGUUCGGGAAACCAUUACUCUACUGCACAGCUGUCAUAACAGCAUGAUUGCUAGCCGCGGUGUCAAACUUCUUUCUGCGCUCCUUCAGAACAGUACCAACACCCGACCUCGAAGCUCAUCGACCUCUGCGGCCGCUGUCAACCCUAAGAAGCGUAAUCAUGAGGAUGACCGUGUUAGCAUUGCAAGUGAACGAGCUCCGAAACGAGGUCCAGGCUUUGAUAUGGCUGCAUUUCUCGAAGAAUUUCACAGGAACAACACUUCUGAGGUAGCAUCGCGAGCGGCCCCAAGUACAUCUGCGCCUUGUCUGGUGCGUGCCAAUAAUGCUGCACGGGUCUCGAUCAAUGCUUCCGACGUCGCUGGCGUUGAUAUCUCAACAAACAUUCAAGAAUCGCUUGACGCCGAGGCUCAGUUCGCGUUCAUGGACACAAUUACCCGCCAAAUGCCGAUGGCUGGCGCAGACCAGAUGAACAGCUUCGAGAAUCUGCUUUACUUGGCGAGCCAUGACUUUUCGAUAAUAUGAAUUAUAUUGAUGUCUAUUCGCUCGCAACUAUCACAUCGGAGCUGCGAUCUGCUCCAGCAGUUUUGUCAUG
Microdochium trichocladiopsis is the source of this 2438-nucleotide messenger RNA. RefSeq lists its product as uncharacterized. Gene Ontology annotation, molecular function: zinc ion binding; DNA-binding transcription factor activity, RNA polymerase II-specific. Gene Ontology annotation, biological process: regulation of DNA-templated transcription. The coding region runs from base 134 to 2368 and encodes 744 amino acids. The record is from RefSeq and is a predicted model, not a curated record. NCBI's taxonomy places the organism in Eukaryota, Fungi, Ascomycota, Sordariomycetes, Xylariales, Microdochiaceae. The transcript is spliced from 6 exons.